Pyricularia pennisetigena is the source of this 879-nucleotide messenger RNA. RefSeq lists its product as uncharacterized. Bases 1 to 879 code for a protein of 292 amino acids. Gene Ontology annotation, molecular function: oxidoreductase activity, acting on NAD(P)H, oxygen as acceptor. The record is from RefSeq and is a predicted model, not a curated record. The transcript has 2 exons. Gene Ontology annotation, cellular component: intracellular anatomical structure. Lineage: Eukaryota; Fungi; Ascomycota; Sordariomycetes; Magnaporthales; Pyriculariaceae.
AUGGCGGAAUCCAUGAAGGACGGCAAGUUUCCCCACGACAACAUGGUGGCGCCCAAGUCGAGCCGCGUCAUGCCCCUCUUCUCGCUCAAGGGCCGCACCGCCAUCGUGUCUGGUGCCGGUGCCGGAAUUGGGCUUGCCGUGGCGGAGGCGUUCGCCGAGGCUGGCGCCAACGUCGCCAUCUGGUUCAACAGCAACAAGGCGGCGCACGACCGCGCAAAGGAUAUCGAGCGCGAGUAUGGUGUUACUUGCAAGGCAUACCAAGUCAACGUGACGUCGUACGAGGAGGUUGAGAAGGCGAUCAACCAAGGCGUCAAGGACCUCAACGGCCGCCUCGACGUCUUCGUGGCCAACUCCGGCAUCGCUUGGGAGCAGGGCCCCCUGCUGGACGGCGGGCUGGACCACUACAAGAAGGUCAUGACGACCAACAUGGACGGCACCAUCUACUGCGCGCGGGUGGCGGGCCAGCACUGGCGGCGGCAGAAGAAGGAAGGAACGACGAUCGACGGCAAGCCCCUCGAGAACUACACGUACGGAAGCUUCAUUGCGACGGGUUCCAUGAGCGGGCACAUUGUCAACGUGCCGCAGCUGCAGACGGCGUACAACGCGGCUAAAGCUGGCAUCAUCCACAUGUGCCGCAGCCUGGGAGUCGAGUGGACCGGGUUCGCUAGGGCGAACUCGGUGUCGCCGGGCUACAUCAACACCGAGAUCUCGUCCUUUGCCCCGCCAGAGGUCAAGAACGCCUGGAAGGACAAGAUCCCCAUGGGUAGGGAGGGCGAGACGAGCGAGCUGAAGGGCGUCUACUUGUACUUGGCGUCGGACGCGUCGUCCUACACAACCGGGACGGAUAUCUGCGUCGACGGUGGGUAUGCCGCGCCGUAA